Molecule: messenger RNA, 2689 nt
Organism: Passer montanus (Eurasian tree sparrow)
Lineage: Eukaryota; Metazoa; Chordata; Aves; Passeriformes; Passeridae
Product: lysophosphatidic acid receptor 1-like
Exons: 2
Coding region: 1205-2173 (322 amino acids)
Biological process (GO): G protein-coupled receptor signaling pathway
Cellular component (GO): membrane
Molecular function (GO): G protein-coupled receptor activity
Source: RefSeq, a predicted model, not a curated record
CUCUCACAAGGUUUGGAGCAUUCCUGCUGGAAAUUGCAGACACUUUGUCUCUCCUUUCCCCCAAAACAGAACCAGAGGGUCCCUGAGCUCUCAAAGGAACCAGACAAGAAACCCGAGGGGGAUCAGAGCAGCUGUAAAUGGAACACACUGAGACCUGGAGCUAACAGAGUUCACAGAUUCCCACCUCUGGGGCUGGAAUUGCUGCUGUAAUGAUCAGUGCUGAGUGUGGGAGCCCAAAAAUUCAGCUGAGCUGCUUGGCAAGGCCGUGGCCGAAAAUUGUGACCAAUGAAGGUGAAUCCUUCAUCAAGGUAACAAUAAAAUACCAAUUGAAUCAGAAUAAAUAACGUGGAUAAAUGGAUAAUUUGUGUGGAUAAUUGCCCUGCUCACCUGGACUGCUCAGCUGGUUAAAAUCUCCCUGCUGUCUCUGUAUUUUAUUCCAGCAGUGCCCUCUGCUGAGAGCAUGGAAUGUGUGUCCCCAGAGCUUUUUUCCUCCCCCCAACUCUCAGGUAUUUUCAAUCUAAAUUCUCAAAAACCAUUUGCAUUUUAAAAGAUGGAGAAAGAAGAGCAACACUGGUGUUGGUACUGGUUUAUUAAUGACCAAGCCAGAUGAAAUAAACACAAAAUACCCUGUAGGAAAGGCAUGGUAGUGGGGCUGGCUGGGUUUUAGCUGUGUUAUCCUGGAAGAAUUCAGUGGGAAAAGGCAUUUUCUGGGCUCUUGGGGUCCAGGCUGGAGACACAGCACUGAUGUUUAUUUCAGCUCCCUCAGCCCUCCGAACCCACAAAACUCUGCUCCCCCUUUCCUGGCUCUCUAGUCCUUUAUGAUCGACUUAAUUUGCGAGUUAAAUUGAUUCACUUCACUCCAUUUGAGAACAUCCCUGAAGAAUUUUAAGCUGCAGGCGUCACCACCCAUCUGGCCAAGCCCUGGGCAUGUUUUGCUCUUGUCAAAGGUUGCUUCCAGCAGCUCAUCCGUGUGGGAAACGCGUUCUGCAGUUUGGGCUAUCCUAGCAACUGCCAGGGAUCGGCACAGCCCCCAGCUGGCAACCCAAAUAUUUAAAAACACGCCUGGUUAAAGUUUAACCCCCGUGACGAUGAUGAUGUGGCAGCAGGAGCUGCGCGUCAGGAGAGGAUCCGCGCCGGGGAUCGAGGUGGGAGCUCCUGGGGAGAAUGGGAUGAGCAGAGCCGGCCCCACGGAGCAGCUCCCACCAUGAAUGGCUUCCCAAACUGCUCUGCCAACCACACCAAGAUCUGGAGUCACUACUUGGUGCUGGCCCUGGGCAUCCCCCAGCUGACCAUCAACGUCGUCUCCAUCAUCUUCAACUGCACCGCCAUCUUCACCCGCCUGGCCACCAGGGACCUGCACAAGCCCAUCUCCAUCCUCUUCUGCAACCUGGCUGUCUCUGACCUCUUCACCAGCUUCUCCGGCUUCUGGAUUUCCAUGCUGUUCAUCACCAACCCUGACAUCACCAUCUUUGGCUCCCAGGAAAUGCUGGCUCCCUACUCCCUGUACACCACGUCCAUCCUGUCCACCAUCUACAACCUGGUGAGCAUCGGCAUCGAGCGCUACCUGGCCGUGGCCGAGAGCAUGAGGACGAGGUUCAGGGUGGCCAGGAACCACUCAAUCGCCGUGGUCUUCAUCAGCUGGGUCCUGGCUUUCUUCCUGGGCUGCCUGCCCCUGAUGGGCUGGAACUGCCUGCACGCGGAGAGCAACGUCUCGGUGCUCUACAGCCCCUUCUGCGUCAACUACCUCGUCUUCAUCGCCAUGCCCAACGUGGCCGUGGCCUUCCUCGUGCCCCUCUUCACCUACCUGAGGAUCAUCAUCAUCCUCAGGAAGAGGAAGCUGAGGAUGCAGGCGUGUGGCCAAGCCAUGGACACCUACAAGUCGGCAGAGACGCAGGUGGCCAGGACCAGCAUCUCCAUCUGGCUGCUGGCCCUGGUGUCCUACGCGCCCUUCCUGGCCGGCGUCAUCUUCGACGCGGCCAACCAGCGCUGCCACAGCGAGCUGUACCCCGGGGUGUACAUCUUCAGGAACUGCACGGCCAUGCUGAUCACCAUCACCUGCCUGGGCAACCCGCUGCUCUACACGCUGAGGCUGAGGGCGCUGGGGGCGCGGCUGAAGGCGCUGCGGGGCCUGUGGGCGUCCCGCGUGCGGGCCUGCGCCAUCGGCCACGUCUGAGCCCCGCUGUGGGGCUCGUGUCCCCACUCGUGUGUGCUCCGUCCAUGCUGGGUGUUCUGUGCCUUCACGGCUGGCUGUGGGAGCGAAACGGGGAGAAGGAGGAGCGCGGAGUUUGUUGGCAGGGAUGGCACUCCCUCCUCUGAAAGCAGCGCUCCUCCAUGUUCUGUGUUGUGAGGCACUGCCGGAGCAGAGCAGAGCGCUCCUUUGCUUUGGAGUUAGUUUAGCUAGCUGAGGCAGGGUUUUCCCUGGACUGUUUUUUUUUCCUUUCCCUUUUCUGGGAACUGUUGGGAGCUGUUCCAGACUGGGAGCCGGGGAGCACCGAGAGCUUGCACCUUGUGGCUGCUCUGGGCAGCGGCCAUGCCCAGUGCUGAGGGGCUGACAACAGAGAGACCCCUCAGGAGAGACUUUCUGAAUCUGUCAUCUCUAAAGAGCUGCAAAUGAGUUUUGUCAUCUGGUAUUGUUCAUUUUGUGUGUGCUGGGAGGUGCUUGGCCUGUUAAAUAAACAGGUUUUUUCCA